This is a messenger RNA of Cooperia oncophora, 336 nucleotides long. The record is from the annotation of a GenBank genome assembly. Lineage: Eukaryota; Metazoa; Nematoda; Chromadorea; Rhabditida; Trichostrongylidae.
AUGGCUUCCUACUCGCAGUACCUCACCAAAGAGCAAGAGGAUGAACUACGCAGCAUUGCCAACGCUAUUGUGGCUCCCGGAAAGGGAAUUCUCGCUGCUGAUGAAUCCACUGGUAGUAUGGAAAAGAAAAUGAAAGGCAUUGGCACGGAAAACACUGAAGAACAGCGUCGAAAGUACAGGCAGCUUUUAUUCACUGCAAGUCCCGAUAUGAGCAAGCACAUCUCGGGUGUAAUCAUGUUCCACGAGACGUUCUAUCAGAAAUGUGACGAUGGAACACGAUUUGUUGACGCGCUCAAGAAACAGGGUAUUAUACCUGGAAUCAAGGUGGGUUGCUGA